Messenger RNA from Melitaea cinxia (Glanville fritillary), 4900 nucleotides. RefSeq lists its product as uncharacterized. The transcript is spliced from 5 exons. The record is from RefSeq and is a predicted model, not a curated record. Bases 51 to 4415 code for a protein of 1454 amino acids. Lineage: Eukaryota; Metazoa; Arthropoda; Insecta; Lepidoptera; Nymphalidae.
AAUAUUAGGAUUAUCAAUUAAUAUUAAAGUUUUAAACAGUGUGACUCGCAAUGGAGGUAUGUGAAAGGAAAGUAUUUACUUCAAAUAUAAUAAGAACACAAAGUAAUUUAAAGAACAAUUUGCUCGACAUAUUAAAUAAAGCGCCUAUUUCACCUGCAUCCUAUAAACCAGACACGACCCCUGAAUGUAACUUCGUUCCCAAAUGUGACAAAUAUUAUAUACCAAAGAAAAAAAAUGGUUUGAAAGUAAAAACUGUUCGAGAUAUUAGACAGCUUUUUGAAUUAGAUGUAUAUAGUUACUUGACAGUUGAAUUAGAAAAACAAAACAAUUGGUUAUUGCGUAAAAUUAGACUUGGAUCUUCAAGCAAUGAAAAAACAAAAGAAACAGCUAAAAAUAUGUUAAAGUCACAUACACCUAUUUCAAAAUCGGCGUGGCAAAUGUUAAUGAAUAUUAACCCAGAAGGACAUAAGUUUUCUCGCCAGUAUGUUCUUUGGAAUGGACAUUAUAUUCAAGUAAAUGGAAGUAAGGGGGGGAAUUGUAAAUUUUUGCAUAAAUAUGAUAUAGGUAAAAUCAAAGAAACACAAUUAAAUAUUUCAACAGUUCGUAGAAAUAAUUUAAGAAGAAAGAAAGGAUUACUACAAAAUUCUUUAAAUGUAAAAUUCAAACCUGGGCCGCUGACAAAGAAAAAAAAUCUUGACACUUCAUACCAAAAAUAUCAAUUCGGAGAUACGGAAUUAGUUACUUUACCAAAGCCUGGUCUAGACAUAACACCGUCUUACGGUAAACCUUUGUCACCUGCCAUUAAUACGUUUAUUCAAAAUGCCUUUUUGCUCAAUUCUGAUGGAGCUAUAUCACAAAAGUGGGCAGAUUUUGCAGUUUCUGUUUUAGGGACUAAUAAAAAUGGGAUUCCAACUCAAUUAAAAGAGAAUUGUAAUGUAACUUUUGACAUGGACUAUAAAUGUUAUCAACGUAGAAUACUUAUGCGUAAAGAUAGUGAAAAAAUUAGUCUUGAAAAGGUAAAUGAUAUGUCGUUACAUAUAAAAGAAGACGAAUCAAUAAUUGAAACAGAAGUUAAUAAUAUUUUAAAAAAAAUAAUUGAUUCGGUUGAAAUAAGUUUACAACAAAAUGAAAUGUUUUUUGGAGAAGAUGAAGUUAGAGAAGUAACAUCUGAAGACAACUUAAAUUCAAAUAAUAUCGUAAAAGAUAAAGGCAAACGGAAGUACGGUGAACUUGAUAGACUCGAUGUUACUGUUAUUAGAAUUUCCGAAGUUCCUGAAUUAAACAAAAAAGACAUUUGUCAUAAUGCUUAUUGUAAUCUAGGGUGUGUUUGUGAUUCUUUAAAAUAUUCUUACGGCUUCAAAGCACAUUGUGGUCGAAUUGAAUGUAUGUUCCAAUGUAAAUGUGAUUUUUCGAAAUAUAAACUAUCGGAUUCGCUUGAUACCAAUUGUCCUGAAAUAAUUCCCGGAUUAGUAAAUCUAGACAAUAAAUUAGGACAAACGUUGUCUAAAGAGGAACAAAAAUUUCAUCAAACUGUAAUUGUAACAGAUGAAAAAAGUAUAUUGGUUAAGUCACGGAAAAGAAAUUGGAAAGCAUCAAAAAGAUAUGCAGAUUUUUAUAGUAAUAUGCUCUUAAAAGCAGAUUCAGUCCCAAAGAAAACGAUAAAAAUAGUUUGUACCAAACUGAAUUUGAAAAAUGUCGAGCCCUGGUGCCUUGUUCACAAUCUUUACAAGUGUUUUUGUAAAGGUAAAUUUACAGUAAGUUGUUCACGUUCUGCGGAAGUUGAUGAAUUACUUAAUAAUAAAGCGUCGGAAAAAUACAAAAAACCUGUUGAUGAUAUCGACUUAACUAUAGAGGACAAUACUGGUGUAGGUAACAUUAAUAAUCCCGAUAAUAAAUUAUAUCUAGACAGCUAUAGCGCUAGAAAACGUUGCGUUAACGAUAGUAUUGAGUCAUCGAUAAAUUCUGUAGUUCGUGAAAAUAAUAGAUGUUCAAGAACCUUAUCGUAUAAGAGAAAAUACGAUGAUGAAUAUUACAUUAGUACAAAUAAAAAGAUCUUGGAGAUGGAGCAAAACGAUAAAACCUUACGUAAAAGAUUAUUAAGUAUAAUUAAUAAGGAUGAUACUCAUGAUAAUAAUCUUUUUUAUAACAUAGAUGUUCCCCAAGUUACUGAUUCACCUCCAAAUUUGAAUGACUUAAUAAACAAUGCUGUUGAGGAAAUUCCAGUUGACUAUAAAAAUGUAAAAAAGCUAUCUAAUAAAAAGCUUGUAACGUGGCUUGAAUCUAAUUACAAACAGUAUAAAGAAAAAUCUAGUCAAAGUUUGAAAAAACAUUAUUUGCAACCACCGAGACUGGGUUCGAUUGCGUUAUAUCCAUGGGACUUCAUAUUAAGUAGAUAUCGAGAAAGAAAAAAUCUUUUUCUUAUUUCUAAACAACAACCAUUUCGUAUUUUCAUGGCAGUGGAUAUCAAGAACAGCUUGUUUGAUAAUUGUAUUAAUAUAAAUGAUAUUGCCUUGUCUGAUCUUCAUAAAUAUCCAGUAACAGUAAAAAAUUUACUUACAAAUGCGACUGAUCUAAAAGAUAAUUUCUGUAUAUUAUCCGGAUUAUUACAGUGUUGGGAGUUAGUAGGAUCAGUUUCAAAAGUAAGCAACGUUACAAGAAAUCCAACACAGGAAGGUGAACUGGAUAAAUCUAUUGAACAAGGAGUUGAACCGCAAAAUGAAUGCUGGUCUGAUUUAGAAUUUUCACCAGUUUUAUCACCAAACUCGGAAGAUUUAAAUAGUUCCGACGUCUUAAUACUUGACAAUAAAGAAGCCUCCAAAAAAAAUACUGAACAAUCUAAAUGGUUCAUAAUGACCGUUGAAGAAGAUUUCGCUGAAAUUAGGUUUUACAAAAAAGGAUUUUUUGUAAAGUAUGAAAGCAUCAUGAACGCAAUCAAUGUUGCAAAGUUGUCAGGAAAAACUGUUAAACUUUCAUCACAAAACUGCAAAUCUGUUCAAACUUUUCCGACUUUUGGUAUAUAUGCUAUACCAAGUGAUAUAAAUCAUUAUGUAUUCAUAGGUCCUUAUGACAAAGAUGAAGCUUUAGGCAUAGAGACUAUAAAAACUAUACAUGACAUAAAAAAAGACAGUAGAACAAGAGGAUCAUGGAUUACAAUAAAUAAAGUUGAUAAUUUAAAAGUUAUUGAUAACCCUUUAAUGUAUAUACCACUAAGAGACUCUAAUAAUCAACAAAUAGUUGCUUUAGAAAAUGAUUACAGCAGUAAAGACGAUAGCUGUUUAAAUACAGGUGUUGGUCAACAGUUACCUACGAAGGGAGUCACUGGUAAAAUUGUUAAACCAAUAAAAAUUCCAAGGACUAAUUCUUUUUACAUGAAAUAUCCCAUGUUUGUAAAAAAGAACUCCAUAUUAAUUAAUAAAAAUAUUAGCGGCUCCGGCACACCUGUAAAAUUAAAUUCAAAGUUAGUAGUCUGUCCGAAUAUAGGCAAGCAUGCCGUACAAACAAAUCAGAAAAUAUUAUUUCGAUGUCAAAAACCUGUAGCAGAAAUUGCACCGCAGAAAAAAGUUUCCAAUAGUGGUAGUGUUUCUAAUAAUAUACGGGGAAAAAAAAUAGAAGGAAGUAUGUUUGUGCUUAAACCAGAAGAGAUAAAUAAAAGAUCGUUUGAAAAACAAUUAUUAUCUCAACAACAACAACAAACUCAAGAGCCUGCUGAAGAUAAUUCAUUUGCCAAUAUGGACAUCGAAAACUUUCUUGAGUCGUCAGUAAUUUGUUCACCCCCACAACAUGAAUGCUAUGUUAUUUCGGAUGAUGAUGACGACAAUGUAAGCAAUCAAACCGCAAAAGAUGAUAUUUUAAAAGAUGUUUGGAUUGUUUGUAAGAAUAUUGAAAACUUAGGUUGGAUUCCUGGGAGACGAAAUUCUGUAGAUAACUUAAGUUUCGAAUUUCCUGGUUUUAAAUACAGCGAAUUCUACAAUGAAAUUGAAGCGUUUAAUAAAAUUAAUCAAGUUUUAUCGAGAAAAAUUUACAUUCCGAGACAUAUUACUUUGGAGUGGCAUGCACUUGAUACAUUGCCUGAAAAAAAGAAACUGGAAGUAAAAGAAUUGUCCAAUGACUACGUGUUAACUAAAAAAGGUUUACAACAUAAGUCCGAGUUAUUAAAGAAGUUAAAAUCAGUUACCAAUUCGAAUAAUGCUACAGGAGCCUGUAAUUCUGACCCAACAGAUAAGAAAUAUGCUUUGUUUCGUGAUUUAGAAGAAACUAGUGAAACUUUAGAGGAAGAGGGAGUAUUCCUUUGGAAGAUGACACGGUCGAAAAAAGAUGAAAUUUUAACGUCACUUUCUAAAGCGUCUGAAGAUCUACGUAAAGAAUUGUCUGAGCAGCUAAAUAUCAUGCAAAAUAGUACAGAAGAAUCCGACUAACAAAAUCACGUGUAACAUAUAUACAUAUCCAUAUGACAUUUUAUGUAGUUUUUCAAUAUCAGCAAAACUCAGACCAUAGACUACGUCUAUUUUUGUCUGUUAUCGCCAAUUAAUAAACUUAUAACUUUCAGGAGUUUUCCAUUAACUGUUUGUUUUGUGGAACUAUAAUGUUCUUUAAUUUUAUUAGAGUUUCUAUAAUUUACAGUCCAUAAUUGUUUUUAAUUUUGGAUAUUAUUUCUUUGGAUGUAAUUUUCAAUACUACUCAAUACUAUAACAAUUUUACCUACGACUAUAAUUAAACAACACUCGUGUAUUAAAGGCUAUUUUUAAAUAGGAAUAAACUACGAAUUAUUUUUAAGAAAUUUUCGUUAUAUUAAACUUGGCUGAGAAGGAAUAAAAUUGUUUCCAAUCCUCAGUAGAACCGUCUAAAAAAAUGUUAUUCAAUAAAUUUAAAUUUGGAGAUCACCACUUUUGAAAAUUAAAAA